Molecule: messenger RNA, 1769 nt
Organism: Ziziphus jujuba (common jujube)
Lineage: Eukaryota; Viridiplantae; Streptophyta; Magnoliopsida; Rosales; Rhamnaceae
Product: probable glucan 1,3-beta-glucosidase A
Exons: 7
Coding region: 59-1561 (500 amino acids)
Biological process (GO): establishment or maintenance of cell polarity; cell migration; actin filament bundle assembly
Cellular component (GO): cytoplasm; actin cytoskeleton
Molecular function (GO): actin filament binding; hydrolase activity, hydrolyzing O-glycosyl compounds
Source: RefSeq, a predicted model, not a curated record
AAUAUAUAUAAUGCAUUACACAUUGGAGAUGAGGAGGAAAAACUAAAGAGACUUAAAAAUGGCGUGUAAUGUAUACAUUAAAUUUGUGUUGGUUGUGUGUGUGUCAUGGUCAGUGUCUUUUGCCGUUGCCCAACCAUUCAAAGCUGUGAAUUUAGGAAAUUGGCUUGUUACAGAGGGCUGGAUGCAACCUUCUCGCUUUGACGGAAUACAUAACAAGGAUCUUUUGGAUGGGACUCAAGUUCAAUUCAAAUCAACAAAGUUGCAGAAAUAUAUCUGCCCUGAGAAUGGGGGAGGAACCAUUGUGGUUGCCAACAGAACCUCUGCUUCUGGUUGGGAAACUUUCAGGUUGUGGAGGAUCAAUGAGAACACUUUCAACUUCCGGGUAUUCAACAAACAGUUUGUGGGAUUAUCACAACAAGGCAGCGGAACUGGGUUAGUAGCCGAAUCAAACGAUCCCAGCAACUCCGAAACAUUCCAGAUCGAAAAAGAAAAUGACAAUUCUAAUCGAGUUCGAAUUAAAGCCAACAACGGUUGUUAUCUCCAGGCAAUAUCAGAAGAUAAAGUGACUGCAGAUUUCCAAGGUAGUGGAUGGGAAGACAGUAAUCCUUCAGUUUUCAGUAUGACAGUUCUAAGUGACAAAACAUUGCGUGGUGAGUACCAGAUCACAAAUGGUUAUGGCCCAGACAGAGCACCUCAAGUGAUGCAGGACCACUGGAACACUUACAUCACCGACGACGAUUUCAGAUUCCUCUCAUCGAACGGAAUCAACGCCGUUCGGAUUCCAGUUGGUUGGUGGAUUGCCAAAGAUCCAUCACCACCAAAGCCUUAUGUUGGGGGCUCCUUGAAAGCAUUAGACAAUGCUUUUACAUGGGCAGAAAAAUAUGGGAUCAAAGUAAUUGUAGAUCUUCAUGCAGUUCAAGGUUCGCAAAAUGGGAAUGCUCAUAGUUCCUCAAGAGAUGGAUAUCUGGAAUGGGGAGAUUCCUACAUUCAGGACACUGUGGAUGUCAUAGACUUCCUGGCAAAAAGAUAUGGUAAUAAUCCAAGUCUUGCAGCAAUUGAGCUAAUGAAUGAGCCUGUAGCACCAGGAGUGAGUUUGGAAACCCUGAAAAAGUAUUACCAAGCUGGUUAUGAUGCAGUGAGAAAAUACACAUCAAGUGCUUAUGUCAUUUUAUCAAACAGAUUGAGUGCAGAUUCAAAGGAGCUUCUCUCAUUUGCAGGAGGCCUCCAAACUCGAGUAGUCAUUGAUGUUCAUUACUAUAACCUCUAUGAAGGUAAGUUCAACAACAUGAAUGCUCAACAGAACAUCGAUUACAUUAACAAUGAUCGUUCUUCUCAACUCGGCGCGCUCACAACAUCCAACGGCCCCCUUGUUUUUGUUGGUGAAUGGACUGGAGAAUGGAAAAUAAAUGGUGCAUCAAAGGAAGAUUACCAAAGAUUUACAAAGGCUCAAUUAGAAACUUAUGGACGUGCCACUUUUGGAUGGGCAUACUGGGCUUACAAGUGUCAGUUUGACCAUUGGAGUCUCAAGUGGAUGAUUGAGAAGCAAUACAUAACGCUUUGAAUCAAUAUUUCUUUCCUACUAUAUACAUAAAUAUAUACUAAUCUCUUUUGUUUCUGUCUACGCCAUUAAUGAUCGAUGUUGGUCCUCUAUUAGAGCAUAGAGCUUUUUCUUCUAUAUAGAAUGGUAACCAAAACAUGUAUUGUUCUGAUAUAUGAUGACUACGUACUUAUUAAAUAAAACAAAAUAGAUUCAUAAAUAUUAUACAAUA